AUGGAUGACUCUCUACGCAGACUUGUAGACCUGGAGGUUCUAGUGUUGGCUGGCAACUGUCUGUUAUCCUGCGCAGGAGUCAGCCUCCCACGCAGACUGAUGGUUCUGGAGCUCUGUAGCAACAGACUGGCUGACAUAACCUCACUGGCAGACGAUUCUCCUCCUCUUCUCUACCUCGGCUUGGCUAGAAACAGACUGACCAGUGGUGUACUGGAACCUCUGGGAAAGUUUGAGUUCCUGUACCACUUGGACUUGGCACAAAACAAUAUAGAGGACAUGACUCAGUUGGUUGUUGCUUGUUCACAUUUGAAGAAUCUUUCCUCUCUCGUGCUCAUUGGGAACCCUUGCUCUAUGUCACCAAACUAUUCAACAUAUAUUAUGAAGAAUAUACCAAAGUUAAUCUUUUUGGAUGGGGAAUUGUUAAAGGAUCAUAAACCAAAUGACGGAAAUGAAAGUGAUUUAGAACACGAUGGUACAUUACAAAUAUACUUGUUUCGUCUCAUGGGCGUACCACAACCACAUAAUAAAAAAAUCAAUAAUAAGAAAGUGACACAUUCCUUCAGACUUGAAUUUGAGCUACCCAUUUUACAACAAUAUAUAAUAAAUAGAGAGACAAGCUUUCUCAUUGAUGAAUCACAGUUAGAACAUGAAGAAAUUAUAGAACCAGAUCAAAAGAAUUACAAAACAAAAAAUAACAAGAAAGAAAAAGGAAAAUUAACUGAAAUUGAAGAAAAAUCAACAAAAGGAAAGAGUAAGAAAUUAAAGAAUCAUAACAAGGAAGAAAUAAAUAAAACCUCAAAAAAUUCAAAAUCUGAUGCCGGUAAUCAAUUAAGCAGUGUGAAAAGUAAGAAGGGGAAAAAAUCACUCGGAGUAGUGAAAAAUUCAAAAAAUCCUGAAACUAAAACAACAAAUGAGAGUGAGGAAAUUGUGAAGUAUAAAUUACAAUUGACAUUGGACCAGGGUAUUCAAGAAUGCUUCAAAUCACAAAGGAAAAGCUGGGGUAAAAUUAUAGAAUUUGAAAGUCCAGCUAUAGAGGUGUCUAAUUGUGAUUUGUGGUCAUUGAGGGACGUUUUUAGAAGUGUUCUUACACUGAGAGUGGUACAUUUAAUGACUUCAACUCCUGUAUCAAAGGGAAAAUCUAAACAAAAACGAGGAAAAGAUGAUUCUUUAAAAAGAAAUGGUGUUUCUGAAGGGGAUCUUAAUAAAGAAGUAUUGAUCUCCAAGUCAACUUUAGCUCUAUUCAGAAUACCUUUACAAGAUAUUAUGUGGAAUAAAAAGUAUUUGGAAUACAUUUGGACACUAAAUAAACCAUUUGAUGUUGAACCUGCCAAUGAUUUAGAGAAUCUCCAGUAUGCUGUCAAAAAGAAGAAAGAAUCAAAAACAAGAAAAGGAGAAGACAAGUCAAGAGAUGUUCAGUUAAUUAUCCCCUCUGCUAUGACAUGUCACAUUGGUAUUGGGAUCAAACGGAAUACUUACCAAGAAAGCUAGAAAGUACAAAGAAAUUCAUGGAAAAAUUGAAAAAUACAAAUAAAAAGUGUCAACUUCAAUAAUUUCUGUGGGAAACAUUAAUAUUGGAUGGAUAAAACAUAUAAACUUUUAUUUGGUUUAAGUAACAAAUUUUGUAACAUCCUUUUGAAUUAAAGGAUGGUAUUCAAUU
Messenger RNA from Macrosteles quadrilineatus (aster leafhopper), 1657 nucleotides. RefSeq names its product leucine-rich repeat-containing protein 43-like. The transcript has 8 exons. Lineage: Eukaryota; Metazoa; Arthropoda; Insecta; Hemiptera; Cicadellidae. Bases 1 to 1488 code for a protein of 495 amino acids. The record is from RefSeq and is a predicted model, not a curated record.